This is a messenger RNA of Melitaea cinxia (Glanville fritillary), 3387 nucleotides long. RefSeq lists its product as uncharacterized. The record is from RefSeq and is a predicted model, not a curated record. Bases 1 to 3387 code for a protein of 1128 amino acids. NCBI's taxonomy places the organism in Eukaryota, Metazoa, Arthropoda, Insecta, Lepidoptera, Nymphalidae. Gene Ontology annotation, biological process: telomere maintenance; DNA repair. The transcript is spliced from 7 exons. Gene Ontology annotation, molecular function: DNA helicase activity.
AUGUUUCUCAGAGGCUACGCGAAUCCUCUGCUGAACAUGACUUCAUUCAAAAGUCAACGAGUAGUUGAAAACGGCUUCAUGCCAACAUUUAAAGUCCAGGGCCAGGUUUACCACCUUGCAGGUAGUCUUCUUCCACAAGUUCCUGACGACCAUAAGUUUUUGCAGAUAUAUUUUAUUUCCGAUCCUGAAGUUCAAGCAACGACUCGAUGUAAUAUUAGUAAUAGUAAUUCAAGAACACCACUUGAUAACUCUAUAGUCAGGUCAUUGCAAAACAUGUUGCAUUUGCAUAAUAGAUACGUACAAUCUUUUAAAACUGCAAUGGAAAGUAUCUCUCUCGAUGUCCCAGAUUACAAUGUAGUAAUUCAUGCCAGCAGGGUACCUGACGGUGAACACCGUGGACGGUAUAAUGCUCCUUCUACCAGUGAAGUAGCAGUUGUCAUUGCUGGACAACAAUUUGACAAAAGGGAUAUCGUUCUUCGAAGCCGCGACGAAAAUCUCCACAAAAUUUCCGAACUACAUCGUUCAUAUGACAGUCUUCAAUAUCCAUUGAUGUUUUGUCGAGGUGAAGACGGAUACACAAUUGAUAUUCCCCAAGUUAAUCCUUCUACAGGAGACAGAGUACAGAAGAAAGUUUCAUGUAUGAAUUAUUAUUGCUAUCGUUUAAUGGAACGCCAUAAUCAUUAUAAUGUUUUACUAAGGUACGGAAUGUUACUGAAUCAAUAUGUUGUAGAUCAGUAUGCUAAACUAGAAUCAGAACGUUUAGCUUUUAUACGAAAUAACCAAACACAAUUACGCGCAGAAAAUUAUAUACACUUACAGGAUGCUUUACAUUCUAAUGAACACACGACAAACAAUAUUGGGCAGCUGGUAAUAUUACCGUCAUCUUUUACUGGCGGACCAAGAUACUUACACGAAAAAACUCAAGAUGCCAUGACCUAUGUCAGGAAUUACGGGAAACCUGACCUCUUCAUUACUAUGACCUGUAAUCCUAAUUGGAAAGAAAUAAAAGAUAAUCUGCAUUCCACCGCAACACCUCAAGACCGAUAUGACAUUUUAAAUCAAUUACCAGACCAAGACGAAGACCCAACAUUGUAUGACAUCGUGGUAAGGAACAUGAUUCACGGACCCUGUGGAGCUUUAAACCCUAACUCGCCAUGCAUGCAUGAGGGAAAAUGUUCAAAAAAAUUCCCAAAACCAUAUCAGAGUCAAACUUCAACUGGUGAUGAUGGCUAUCCAAAGUAUAGAAGAUUAUCACCAGAGGAAGGAGGACGCAAGGCUGCUAUUCGUAAUUACGAAAUUUAUAACAGAUGGGUAGUGCCUUACAAUAAACUAUUAUUAAAAAUUUUCGAGGCGCAUGUUAAUGUAGAACUUUGCAGUUUCGUGAAAUCAAUAAAAUAUGUCACUAAAUACAUCAAUAAAGGAAGUGACCAGGCUACGUUUAGUUUACAUUCUACAAAUGAAGUAGAACAAUUUCAAUCUGGCCGCUACAUUUGUAGUUCUGAAGCACUAUGGCGGAUUAUGUCCUUCAAUAUUCAUGAAAGAGCACCAACUGUCACACACCUCGCUGUUCAUUUAGAAAACGGACAGCGGGUGUAUUUCACUGAAAAUAAUGUAAAUGACAUUGUGAAUAAUCCAAGAGAUACUACUUUAACAGCGUUUUUCAAACUAUGUGCAGAGGACGACUUCGCAAAAACUCUGACCUACGACAAGGCCUGCCUAUUAUACCUGGAAUCAAAAUACGAAAAAAUUCCAACGACGAAAGCAGGGGGCGGUAGUUCUCGGGUACCCUGGCGUGAGAAAAACAGAUGCUCUUGGAAGGGUGUACGUGGUGUAACUUACGACACAUUCCAAGGGGCUUGCAAAGCUAUGGGCCUCCUCGAAGAUGACAGUCACUGGGAGAGUACGCUCUCUGAAGCAGCCAUAUGCUGUUCACCAAAAUCACUUAGGUGCCUUUUUGCCAUUAUGAUAUCGUUCUGCCAAAUCACGGACCCGCAUCUUCUUUGGCAAAACUAUCAGGAAAGUAAAAGUAUAAAAGAUUUUGGUUUUAACUUGCCGUUAAAUUCAAAUCUUUAUGCAAUGAACAACAUCGAGGAUUUACGAGAGACUGACUAUGAUUACACCCAACUCUUACAGACAAUUCAAGAUGAACAUCGCUUAAAUCCAGAACAAAAAAUUGUUUACGACCAAAUAUUGUCAUCAGUUAAUAGUAAUGAAGGGAAAAUGUUCUUUCUAGAUGCACCCGGGGGCACGGGUAAAACAUUUAUAAUUAAUUUAUUAUUAGCAAAAGUAAGGUCUGACAGAAAAAUUGCUCUUGCCGUGGCAUCGUUCGGUAUUGCAGCCACACUUUUGAAAGGCGGGCGAACUGCACAUUCCACUUUCAAACUACCUUUAAAAAUUUGCAGUGACGACGUCUCUAGCGUUUGUAACAUCUCAAAACAGAGUAAAACAGGUAAUGGUGCAUUUCAAUCCGGAAAUGUUAAAAUCAAUCUUAGUAACCUAUGUGCUUUGGUUCAAAAUGUGGAAGAAUUGGUUGAGACCGUAUAUCCCGAUAUUACUAAUAUAACUACAAAGACUUUAUGUUGGUUUAAGGAAAGGGCUAUAUUGGCACCUACUAAUGAACAGGUUGAUAAAAUUAAUCAUUUAAUUAUUUCCAAGUUUGAAGCACCAUCACAGAUAUACUAUUCAGUUGAUACAGUUUUGGAUACCGCAGAGGCAGUACAUUAUCCAACUGAAUUUUUGAAUUCUUUAGUUCCUCCCGGAAUUCCUCCACACAAGUUAAUAUUAAAAGUGGGUUCACCAGUGAUAUUACUUAGAAAUUUAAAUCCCCCAAAAUUGUGUAAUGGCACGAGACUCAAAAUAGUUAAAUUAAAAAACUUUCUAAUCGAAUGCACUAUUUUAACUGGCUGUGGUACUGGUGAUACUGUUUUAAUUCCCAGAAUAGCGAUGAUUCCCUCCGAAUUACCCUUCCAAUUCAAAAGACUGCAAUUUCCAAUCAAAUUAGCCUUUGGUAUUACUAUUAAUAAGGCACAAGGCCAAACUUUAAAAGUUGCAGGAAUAGAUUUAACUGAUCAAUGUUUUUCUCACGGCCAGUUAUAUGUUGCCCUUUCAAGGGAAAUGGGUGUUCCUCCUAUUCUCACAUUCUUGAUACAGAAUCUGUACCUCGAUGAAAGCAGUUUCGUGAAAUUGGAAAACCAUUUGUCGAAAUCCUUCCAUACUGAACGUGGCGUACGUCAAGGUUGUAUUCUGUCUCCGAAGCUAUUCAAUCUGUAUGGAGAGUACAUAAUGAGGAUAGCGUUGUAUAGCUGGGAUGGGGGCGUCACAAUAGGCGGUCAGAAGAUAAAGAACCUAAGAUAUGCUGCCGAUACGACGUUACUAGCUUUGGAUUAA